Messenger RNA from Cydia fagiglandana, 4963 nucleotides. Its product is annotated as store-operated calcium entry regulator STIMATE-like. The record is from RefSeq and is a predicted model, not a curated record. Gene Ontology annotation, cellular component: membrane. NCBI's taxonomy places the organism in Eukaryota, Metazoa, Arthropoda, Insecta, Lepidoptera, Tortricidae. The transcript has 6 exons. Bases 220 to 993 code for a protein of 257 amino acids.
ACCCAUCGUUCUCAUCUCCAAUACGAAAAAAGUCCGAAUAAUGUUUAUUGUAUAUAUUUUAUAUUACUUUUGAUAUUCAACUUUACAACUAUUCAGAAUUCUAAAACCAAAACAUUUGCCAUGAUAUAGAAAGCUAUAAAAUGUGAUUCAGUUCACCGAAACAUGUGUUUAAUAAUAUUAGUGCAGUGAACGUGUUUAUUGGAUUAUAAAAAUAGUGCAAUGAAUAAUAGUACAUAUUUUAGCGAGUUCCACUGCUCGAAAGAUGCACUUACGGACACUUAUGGCUGGUUUAUGCAAUUUCUCUUGGCGGUUUUGGCGUUUACAUGCCUGAUCGGUAAAAGAUUUUGUGAGCCCCGCUAUGCCAGAAGACCAUGGCUCAUUUGGUUCUAUGACACCUCAAAACAAGGCCUGGGCGCUCUAAUUAUACAUGCAGCUAACAUCUGGAUCUCUCCACAUUUUGAAGGAAACACUUGUACUUGGUACAUAGUGAACUUCAUGGUGGACUCUACAUUAGGGUUACUCAUCAUUUGGGCAGGCAUCAGGCUGGCUCAGUACUGUGCUAGACAUUAUGACAUCCCACUUAUUAAUUUUGGGGAAUAUGGCAAGCCCCCGAUGUGUUCUGCGUGGCUCUGCCAAUGCGUGCUUUACGCGGCGCUAGCGACAUUCGCCAAGUCGGCGCUAGCGCUAAUACUGCGGUUGCCGCGCGUGGCGCGCGCGCUGGCGACCUUGCCGCUGUCGCCAGUGUCUGACCCCAAGUUAGAACUGGCCGUCGUUAUGCUCAUCAUACCCUUCUUUGUCAAUAUUUUAAUUUUCUGGGUGACAGACAACUUCCUAAUGUAUCAUCCGAGAGGAGUGAGUUCGAGGUUAAAAUCGAAGCAUUUACGAACGGAUGAACCUCUCCAGGUGAGAUACCAGUCGAUAAAGAAGGAGAAGUCUGCUUCGGAGGAGGAGGAGCACUCGGCCGACGAGCGCCUGCUGGCCGCCAACGUAUGACCCUACCCCAAGCCCCGAGUGCUUCGGGCAUAACGCAAUCUCUUACACCCUUAUUCAUAAAACUUAUCUUACCUGUGCUAGCUACUAGAUACAAGCAAAAAGGAUAGAUAAUAUAGAGGGGUCCUGUCAUAGUAAAUUUUGUAAUAGUCACAGUAAAUUUACUGCCAUCUAUCGACACACGACUAAAACUCAAAAUGAAAACGUAUUAAAUUAUCAAGAGAAUGUAUAUAUAUGGAUAAAUGACUUUAUUAUUUUUAUAUCAUUUUUAUCCAUGUUCAUUCACUGAUAUAUAUGAGUUAAAAUUGUUAAAUAUGAAACGGUGUCGUCACGCCAUCUAGCUGAGCAUAGGCUAAAGGUGUGUGCGGCAUCUAUCCGAGAAUGACUUUUUCUUGAUUUCCGAGGCACGUUUUUUCCUUAGACUUUAUUCAUCUUAUACGAAGUUACAUAUGUCUUUGAUACAAGUCAUGUCCCUUUCUUAAUUAUAAUUAAAUAUGAACAAGACAUAAACAAGCAUAUAUAUUUUUUCAUUAAAGUAUUAGGUUUGAUGGGCGUUUAUGAAUAAGGGCACUAGUUUUUAGAUGCGUCCCAUUCUCAUUACGAUAAAAUACCGCGAAUACCGAGAAUACCGAAGUUCGUAAAUUGCGGGACUGUUUCUCUCUCUUUCUGUGUAAAAGAGAAAGAUGCCCGCAAUUUGCGAACUUCGGUGUUCGCGGUAGCCCCUCAAGUGAUUGUCGAAAACAAUUUCUUAGAAUACCCGUCAUCACAAUCAGUCUAGUACCUAAAUAGACACAGACUAACGAUGGAAUUGGACUGAUUUAUUACUGUAGUUAUAUACCUACUUCGACUUUGUCGGGAUUUUCUCGAUGAGCUUGGGCCAGCUUUAGGACUUGUCUUUAUCAAAUUAUCAGUAUCAAAAUGAUGUCACUUCCUGCUUCCCGGGGUAUUUAUUACUUCUGAACUACAUAUGACAGCUCCUCCCAACAAUACACGAAACCCUCCUAAGGGUUCGGGUUCGCCAGUGUAAAAGGUUUUCGAUAAAACAAAAAUUAAUUAGAAAUAAAUGCUAAUUGCUCAAGAAACAGUCAUCAGGGGGGAAUCUUAAAAAGUAUCGCAGAGUCUCAAGUAGUGAUUAACAUCUCCUUAUUGGAAAUCCAUAUUAAGAUCGUUGAUACUGAUAAAGGUUUAGGUUAUAUCCUAUAUAUAGUAUAGGUAAACAAAAUUUUUAUAUGGUGUAAAAUACAAUCAUGUAUCAUGGGAUAAAAUAGUUAUAUAAUCAUAAACAAUGUAUAUUCGCACUCACUUAAAUGUGCUUUAUUCUAAGUAGGUAUUUAUAAAAUUCGAAUAUGUCGUGGAGUGGCCGCUAAUAUUACAGGUAUUACUAAUCAGGUACUAAAGGUGAUCACUAAAAGUUCGCGUGAUACUUUGCGUCCCGCGACUGUACAGUCAACUGUAAUAAUAUGGGUGUACAAAUUAUCUAAAAAAUAUGUCCCAUAACUCUUAUGUCAGUAAAUUAAGAACUAUGGGACAUAUUUUUGGGUAAAUAGUCUACACCCAUAUUUUUACAGUUGACUGAUGUACAGUCGCGGGACGCAAAGUAUCACGCGAACGUUUACGGCAUUGGAAUAGAGUCCCAUAGUUUGAGAAUAUUUAUAUUGCCUACCAUGAAUGCUGGUAACAAUAGGCGUGCUAACCAUCAUGUAAGUCUAACUAUAAUCCUCAGAUUUUGAAACAUACACUGUCUAUGUUGUCUCAUGUGUCUCCCCUGUGAUGUCAACGUUUUGUAUUAUACCUAAUGUAAUGUACUAAUGUAGUACAGUCGCCAUCAGAUAUAUCGGAGCAGCCAAGGUGUUCACAAAUAUCUGAACACGCCUCUAUUGUCAAGGCAUUAGAGUGCGCGUUCACAUAUUGUGAACACCUUGGCCGCUCCGAUAUAUCUGAUGGCGACUGUACAGCCGUACUACAAAGCUCAUUAUUAUAACAUUUAUAACCUACAUAUAAAUGACAAUAUAUUUAUAACUACACUAUUUAAAGUACAACCAGGUUUGACUUUGAUGUUAUUAAAUUAAAUACCUCUGGUAUCCGAAUGAAAGGAAUGCGAUAUUAAUAUUAAAUAAGAAUUAGACAGCAAUAAUAUGGCACAUACUAUAAUUAUGUAGGUACAGCUUGGCAAAAAAGAGUAGGAAUUAAAAAGUGGCAACACUGUAGUGUCGUCCCGUUUUCUCAUAUUGAUUGGUUAGAAAGGGACGACACUACAGUGUUGCCACUUUUUAAUUUCUACUCUUUUUUGCCAAGCUGUACUUUGCUUUAUGUAGUCUUGUUCUAAAACUCGUGUUCGCUUGUCGCUUCCCAAGUCUUGAAAAUUAGAUUCCCUUUGGAAGUGUAUAGGUUCGGAAUGUUCGGAUCCUACUGACUGCGCCAAGUCGAAGUACCUACACUUUGGAAGAGUACGAGUACGAGUUUCAGAUCAAGGCAAAACUUCAUUUAAGUCCCAACAACAUGCAUGAAUAUACAUUAACCUUUUCGCAGCCAUGUCAAUGAAGUAACAAAGUGUCAUCAACGCCACGUCAAAAAUUGCACGUAUACAAAUCUGACCAAAUCCACGACUUGAUAUGAAGGCGUGGCGUGUGGGGCACGAUAUGUACUGACUUUAUAUCAAGUCAAUGGCGGCGAAAAGGUUAAACAAAGUACCUACAAUACGUGAAUAUGAAUAAUUCAUUCAUGUAAGAACACAUGUUUUUUUUUCUAAAUUACAUUUUAUAAUGUAGAAGGGGUCACAUUUCUGUAGAUAUUAUUAACGUCCAUAUCCAUUAAUACGGCUGGUGUUAAUAAUCCUGGUGUUAUUGUAUUAACAUAAUUCAUGUUUCAUGAAUAAAGUUACCUGAAAAAAUAGGCUGUUCUAAACCAGAUCUACUUAGUUUUGUAUCAUAUAAUUCUUAAUAUAUUGAGAGGCGUUUUCAGGUAAAAUCAAUGAAUGUAGUACUCAAUCUAAUUGUAAGUACCUGCGACGUGUAAUGCCACAAUGGAGACAAAAUUGUGUUGAAGUUGAAGAACAUGUUCCAAAGUCGCAGUAAUAACAAUAGGCUUCGAAACAUCUUGAAGCGCGCGCUUAAGCGAGACGCGCCGGCAAUAAAUUUUCGUACAACAUACCUCGGCCACAUUAUGGCAUUGCCGGCGGCCUUAUGUUUAUAAAAUUGCCUCGCUUCACUCGGAACUUUACAUGACUUUUGGCCGACAAGUCCCUUUUUCCCGGCCUUUGUAGUAAUGUACUAUUAAUUAAGGGACUAUAUUAGUCGUAGAUUUGCAAAUCUACAGUUUGUGCAGGUCCAUGGCAUCUACCUAAUUAUAUAGGUAGAGUUAGACCAAGAAAAGUCUGCAGCGAUUUUUAUAGCCCAUGCAGUGAAUCAAAAUCUGCAGACUUUUCUUAGUCUAACUCUAGUUAAAAUCAUUAUACGACAUGAUAAAGUUCGAUUUAUUGCAAUUUGCUAUAAUAUGUACAAACACCGAGUGAUUUGCUUUUUAUAAGCCUAUAAAAAUAAAUAUUUUUGUAUGUACAUUUCAUUUUUACAAUGUAAAUGAUUUACUUAUAUCGUUCCUACCUAUAAAAAGGUAUUUUGUACUUAGAUUCUCAUGUUAGUGCCAUGUAUUUCGACAUACAUAAUAUACAAAACAUCGAAUUAAGACUGAAGCAGUCGAAUGUCUUCUCUAUAUCGCUCCAUUGGUCGAUUUUUAUUAAUUUAAUUUUAAAAAUUAAUAAGUUGUUAGCGAAGAGUAUAUUGUCUGAAAUCCGAAGAAAGGUCAUUUCUUUACCAAUAAUAUUUAAAUAUUCCAGUCAUGGCUGUAAAUAGGAAAAUAAGAAUGAAAUAAUUUCUAUUAAGGAAACCAAAAUGUACCUAUACUUAAAUUGAUAAUAGAACUGUGUAAAAAUGUGCAUCUGUUCAUUGAUUGCGAAUAUAAUUCACAUCUAAGUGUU